UCCAACGUGUGAAAGUGUAUUGGUGGACCUCAGGUGUGGUUCCCUAUAAAAGACAAACCAAACGAUCCGAACAGUAUCACUUCAUUUUUUCCUUCAUCCACAUAAGCAUCAUGAAGUUAUUUGUGGUGUUGCCUUCGCUAUUAGCUUUCGUUUCUGUAGCGAACUGCGGUUUGCUAGGCGGAGGAGUGAGCACGGCACUUACACCACCGGCCGCCUCGUCCUCGUACGGUACCGGUUACGCUUCCGGUCCUGGACUCGGCAGCUUCGCCAGCGGUCCAUCUGUCGACACUGUGCACUUCAGCGGUGGUCACUCUGGAGUCAACAUUGGUCUUUCUGCCGGAAUCUCCGGGGGUUCUUUGCACGAUGACCAUCACGGACCCGAAUUUGGAGGCGCCAUCGGCGGAGCCGGCUUAGGAGGAGGCAUUGGUGGAAUCGGAGGCGGCUUCGGCGGCGGAAUUGGACACGGUGCUGGAAUCGGCGGAGGAAUCGGAGGUGGAUUGGGACACGGCGCCGGAAUCGGCGGCGGAAUCGGAGGAGGAUUCUCUGACUUGGGCGGUGCUGCCGGCGGUCUUGGCGGUGGUAUUGGCGGCGGACUUGGCAGCGGUUUUGGCAGCGGUCUUGGCGGUGGUCUUGGCGGUGGUCUUGGCGGCGGUAUCGGAGGUGGUAUUGGCGGUGGCAUCGGCGGUGGUAUUGGCGGUGGUAUCGGCGGUGUUGUUGGAGGUGGUCCAGUAGUAAACACUGGCGACAUCGUCCACCGUCACAGACAACAAGUUACCAUUCCAGUACCACAACCCUACCCAGUACCAGUAGACCGUCCUUACAACGUCCCAGUUCCAGUACCAAGACCAGUAGAUGUACCAAGGCCAUACAAAGUAGAAGUACCAACUCCAGUAAAAGUACUGGUCAAGAAACCAUACCCAGUCCCUGUACCACGUCCAGUUCCAGUACACGUAAAGAAACCAGUCUACGUUAAAGUUCCAACCCCCGUACAUGUAACUGUUAACAAACCAUACCCAGUUGUUGUGCCUAAACCAUACCCAGUAUCCGUCCCAACUAAAGUCGAAGUCAAAGUACCAGUACCAGUCCAAGUACACAGCGACUCUCACGUAGGAAUCAGUGCCGGCGUCGGCUCCAUUGGAGGCGGUCUUGGCGGAGGUCUCGGCGGAGGUUUCGGUAGCGGAUUCGGCGGCGGAUUCGGCGGCGGACUCGGCGGCGGACUCGGUGGCGGAUUCGGCGGUGGAUUCGGCGGCGGCCACGGUGGCGCAAUCGGUGGAGGUCUCAUCGGCGGCGGUUCAGGUCUCCACGGAGGUCUUGCACUCGGCGGUUUGGGAGGUGGUUUCGGUGGCGGAUACGCCAGCGGUCACGGCUCCUACAUCAGCGGCGGCAGCCAUGCCCAUUUCGAUGACCACCACCAUCACCCAUGGUAAAGUGCCAAGGUGCAUCACAGUCAUGACUUAAUUUAAUAUCAUUCUAGUCUUCAUAUUUCAUGUCAUUCUGUACUUGUUAUUUGUUGUAUAAGUAAUAAAAAUUUUAUCAAAUGUA
Molecule: messenger RNA, 1542 nt
Organism: Aethina tumida (small hive beetle)
Lineage: Eukaryota; Metazoa; Arthropoda; Insecta; Coleoptera; Nitidulidae
Exons: 2
Coding region: 111-1427 (438 amino acids)
Source: RefSeq, a predicted model, not a curated record